This is a messenger RNA of Ctenopharyngodon idella (grass carp), 2934 nucleotides long. RefSeq names its product G protein-coupled receptor 37 like 1a (gene gpr37l1a). Gene Ontology annotation, molecular function: G protein-coupled peptide receptor activity. Gene Ontology annotation, biological process: positive regulation of MAPK cascade; adenylate cyclase-inhibiting G protein-coupled receptor signaling pathway. The record is from RefSeq and is a predicted model, not a curated record. Lineage: Eukaryota; Metazoa; Chordata; Actinopteri; Cypriniformes; Xenocyprididae. Gene Ontology annotation, cellular component: plasma membrane; signaling receptor complex. The transcript is spliced from 2 exons. The coding region runs from base 335 to 1825 and encodes 496 amino acids.
UUAAACUUUGUGGUUAACUUGAAUUGUGUCAGUAGAUGAGCAUGUUAAAAAGUCAGUCUUGUUAGCAUAAUUAGUAUGAUAAUUUCAGCUUCAGUGAUGUGCGUUUUUUUUCUUUCUUUCUUUCUUUCUUUAAAUAAAGCAACAUUUUUACUUUGUGAACACAUGAUUUACUGACCACGAGGGGGCAGAUUUUAUUCUGGCGCUCCUCAUUAAUUCCCUCAAGAACUUGAGGAGAAACUAGAGGAGCAGAACUUGAUGAGAUGAUCAGACUGAAGCUCUCGCUCAUCCGCAGCACAUCAUUUCAUCAUCUAGAUCUGUUCGUCAGACUCUCGUCAUGUUGAGACUUUUAUUUGCUCUUACUCUAAUUGUUGCCUCAGUUCAGGCGGAUAAACGCGCGGUGGAGAUGAAGAUGAGCCUGAUGGAGCCUUCAUCAUCCUCGUCGCUGGAGUUCUCCGCGAGCGCGAACCCCACAGCGGUCCAUCGCAGUGAUGAUGAAGAUGAUGAUGAAGAUGUGCGGAGCCGCGCGCAUCAUCACGCACCGCGAGUUCCUCGCGGGUCCAAAUCCAAACAGCGAGACCGACACGCGCGCCCUCAUCCCGACCCGGACGCGUUCUUCACCACACCGCGAACGUUCAACGGCUCGCUGCGCGUUCACAACCCGCUGUACCCGCUCACGGAGGAGUCGUACAGCGCGUACGCCGUCAUGCUGCUGUCGCUCAUCGUGUUCUCAGUGGGCAUUGUGGGUAACCUGGCGCUCAUGUGUAUCGUGUGGCACAAUUAUUACCUGAAGAGCACGUGGAACUGCGCGCUGGCCAGCCUGGCCUUCUGGGACUUCAUGGUCCUGUUCUUCUGCCUGCCUGUGGUGAUCCUCAACGAGCUGACCAAGAGAAGACUGAUGGGAGAUCUGUCCUGCAGGAUAGUGCCAUAUGUGGAGGUGACGUCACUGGGCGUGACCACCUUCACUCUGUGCGCGCUCAGCAUCGAUCGCUUCCACGCAGUGACCAGCGUUCAGGCGCGGCCGCGGCAGGUCGAGUCCUGUCAGUCCAUCCUGGCCAAGCUGUCGGUCAUCUGGGUGGGAUCUCUGGUCCUGGCCGCCCCGGAGCUGCUGAUGUGGCGGCUGGAGCAGGAAGUGUCUCCGCGGACGGGUCUGCCGGUGGACUCGUGUAGCCAGCAGCCAUCCGCGGCGCUGCCCGAGACGCUGUACUCGCUGGUGCUGACGUACCACCAGUCCAGAAUGUGGUGGACCUUCGGGUGCUUCUUCUGCCUGCCACUGUUGUUCACAGGCGCAUGUCAGCUGCUCACGCGGCACGUCGCUGAUGAGAAACGGCCGUCCUCCGCGUCGUCCUCCGCGUCUUCGUCUCCGAAAAAGCAGCGACGAGAGCGUCAGCUGACCCGUACGGUGGUGGCGUUGGCGUCCAUAUACGCCGUGUGCAGUUUGCCGGAAAACGCCUGGAAUAUUGUGCUGGCGUAUGCGGGCGUGGAGGUGGGCGUGGCCACGCGGGCUUUGCUGGCUCUGAUUGGUCAGUUCCUGAUGUUCGUGCGGGCGGGGGCAACGCCUGUCCUGCUGCUCUGCCUCUGUCGCGCUCUGGGCCAGGCGUUCAUGGACUGCUGCUGCUGCUGCUGCGACGAGUGUCUGCCGGAUCCCUCCUCGUCCUCCACGUCCUCGUCUUCCUCCACCAACGCCACGGCCGUCUCCUCGUCCCUGUCCUCGCCCGUCUCCGUCCAGGAGGACAAGCUGAAGAUUGUGUCGGGAACGUCGCCCGUGGCGUUCUUUGAUAAAGUCAAGGAAAGUCCACCCGAGCUGAUCAUCGGAACGCCAUGUUGAUCUUCAACGUUCUUCUGUUUUAUAAAAACUGUGAAUGAAAUAUCAACACUAACACUCUUAAAGGGACAGUUCACACGAAAAUCAUCAUUCUGUUGUCAUUUACUCGUUCCAAAUAUGUAUGACUUUCUUCACAGUAGAUGAACAUGAAAUAAAUGCUUAAAAAAUAACUGAACUAUCCCGUUAAAACAGCUGUCACUCACCGCUAGAUGAGGAGAGUUACACACAGGAAGUAGAGAAACCAUUUCCUGUUUCUUCAUUGACUACAGCCAAUCAGAAUCCAAUGGAAGCUUGUUUCCGCCACUGAAAAAAAAAAAAAGGUAAUUGUGACUUUAUCUCACAGUUCUGACCUUUUUUUUUUUUUUUAGAAUUGCGUGAAAUAAACUCACAAUUGCGAGAUAUACACUGAAAAAAGUUUAUAUCUCACAAUUCUGACUUUAUAACUCACAAUUGUGAGAAAAAAAGUCAAUAAAAAGUCACAAUCUUUGAAUUUUUUUAUUCUGUGGCAGAAACAAACUUUUAUAGAUUCCUUAUUACAGCUAUUUGUAAUAAAUUAUCCCUAGUUGAUUAGUUAAUUCAGUCUGUCAGUCCACUUUCUUUACUACAGACCUACAUAAAAAUUCUAACCGUUUCAUUGUAUUUUAAUAACUAAUGUUUUGUUUAUGCAUAAAUAUUAUACUGCUGGAUGGACAUUUACGGCAAACUUGAAAACAUUCUAUUUUUAUGCACUUAAUUUGUAUCUUUAAAUUGUCUUGUGUUUUAGAAGUCAGUGUAUAAGAAUGAAAAUGUGGGUUGGAAAACCUUUUCAGAUCAACUUUUAUAAGCUAAAGUUCACGGCUGUGGCCUUGGGAAAAUGAAAUUCUGUGUUUUAGUGUCUCACACAUCAAAGACUGUCUGAUUCUCUGCUGGAACUGACUGAUCUGUGCCCGUAACUCUCAGCAGAGACAAAUGACUCUGAACUAUAAGAAAAGACUGUUUUUGCAACUUUAACACGUUAGAAAUGAUUAUAAUAGCAAAUUGAACCGAUGUUGCUGAACAGAUUGUUAGCAUCAAAUCUUUUGUAUUUCUUUUUGUACUUGGUUGCAGCCAAUAAAAGUUUAAAAGAGUGUGAA